This is a messenger RNA of Cercospora beticola, 1583 nucleotides long. It is a transcript of the gene TLG2, whose product is annotated as t-SNARE syntaxin TLG2. Gene Ontology annotation, cellular component: endomembrane system; SNARE complex; membrane. Gene Ontology annotation, biological process: vesicle-mediated transport; intracellular protein transport; vesicle fusion. Gene Ontology annotation, molecular function: SNARE binding; SNAP receptor activity. Lineage: Eukaryota; Fungi; Ascomycota; Dothideomycetes; Mycosphaerellales; Mycosphaerellaceae. The record is from RefSeq and is a predicted model, not a curated record.
GACGCUCAGCUCAUCAACGGUGACUUCCGACACAAGCUUUCCCACGGGCAACGGCCUGCAUGUGCCAGCUGCUUCGCUGUCCUAUUUCUGUCUGCCCUUCCGUACAGUAGCCUAUACCCGUCACACGCCCGACGCUCUGCACAUUUCCAUCGUCUUUGUCGUCGGCAACCGACAUCGCGAGCCGCCAUCUCGGGACACGCCCGCGUCACAGUCCAUCCCAGCACGAUCCAACGAUGAUGAGAGAGGUCUAAGCAGGUCGCGAGCUUGAGCACUACACAUGAUGCGCGUCUGUCACCACAUUACCACGUUACAAUGUCGACGGCGGUAAACCUGGGGGCGUGGCGCGAUCGGACGAACCUCUUCAUUUCCUAUCGACAGUCCUACACACAUCACCCAGCAAAGCGAUCGCGCAUUGCAGGUCCUAGCAAUGGCCGCUUCACCGAUGCGCCAGACGACUCCGAGCGGGCUGGGCUCAUGUCUAAUCUCGACAAUGAUGGAGAUGCGGUGAUAGAAAUGGACAUCCUUCCUCCGCGAUGGCUGGACAUCCAGGACGAAGUGUCACAGACUUUAUCAAACAUCACUGCGAAGAUGAAGAGGCUGGACCAGAUGCACGCGAAGCAUGUGCUGCCGGGCUUCGACGACGAGAGCGUGAAAGCCAAAGAGGAAAGGGAUAUUGAGAAUUUGACCCAGGACAUCACGAAGGACUUCAUUACGUGUCGAAAUUCUGUCAGGAGAAUCGAUCGUCUGCAACAAGAGCAACAACAGCAGUCGGGCGGCGCCAUCGCUGACGCUGACGCGACCAUGGCGAAGAAUCUCAAAAUGUCGCUAGCGAGCCGUGUAGGGGACGUCAGCACACUGUUUCGCAAGAAACAAUCUGCAUAUCUGAAGAAGAUGCGCACACUUGGAGGAAUGAAUUCCCCGUUAGACAGAGCUGGCACUCCGAUGGCACAGAAUCCAUACAACGAUCCGGCCAUGAUGGAAUCAGAAACGGACCGCUCGGCAGCCCAGUCAACGCUGCUGCAAACCGCACAGGUGCGGAGAAGGGGAGUGAUGGACGCCCAAAUCGAGCAACGAGAACGAGAAAUUGAGAAAAUUGCGCAGGGCGUGAUCGAUUUGUCAAAUCUGUUCCAAGAGCUGAACACCAUGGUCAUCGACCAAGGCACUGUGCUGGAUCGCAUAGACUACAACGUGGAGCGGACGGCAGAGCACGUGAAAGAGGCAGACAAGGAGCUGAAGGUAGCAACCGGAUAUCAGAAGAGAAGCACAAAGCGCAAGAUUAUACUAUUACUGGUGCUGAUAGUGGCUGGCAUGUUCAUCUUGCUGCUCAUAAAGCCAAGGCGAAGCAGCUCCUCGACGCCAGCACCACCGCCAGCGGCACCCGCAGCACCUGUCCCGAAUGAACCAGGAGCUGGAACGCCGCCGAAGAUGCUAAGAGUAGCAGACACAAAUAGGCCUAUACCUGGAGAAGGGCUUGAUGAGAGACUGUCGGAAUGGAAGAAGCGACGACGGCGAGUCGUGGCCCAUGCAUAGAUACCCUUCUGCGAACGAAUGAAUCAACAUUUCAUUGAAUGGUGCACAGGUUG